Cucurbitaria berberidis CBS 394.84 is the source of this 1715-nucleotide messenger RNA. RefSeq lists its product as uncharacterized. The record is from RefSeq and is a predicted model, not a curated record. The transcript is spliced from 4 exons. Lineage: Eukaryota; Fungi; Ascomycota; Dothideomycetes; Pleosporales; Cucurbitariaceae. Gene Ontology annotation, biological process: proteolysis. Gene Ontology annotation, molecular function: metallocarboxypeptidase activity; zinc ion binding. The coding region runs from base 310 to 1620 and encodes 436 amino acids.
CCCUCCUGCAUGCCCAGCAGCACCUAGUUCGGAAAUGGCAGGUCAAGACUAUGUCUACAUGGAAUAGCGUCGCGGGAAGCCUUCGUCCAUGUUUAUCCGGACCCAUACUCCACAUGUACCACGUAACUGUGCGCACGUUAUACUGCCAAUAUUGACCGUCAUCGGUAGAAACGGCGAUUAUCAGGCCGCCCAGGGCCUUAGGCCUCCAACCAGCGAGGUUGGGGAGAGGGGUAUAAGAGGUUGACUGCCAGAAUAGAAGAAGUCCCGCCUCUCCUAUCUGCUACCCGUGAAUCAGAGGAUCGCAGAAUCAUGAGGUUCGCACUCAACUUUGCUUGGCUCUCGCUCGUUGCUGGUGCCACGGCAACUUCAUACGAUGGCUACCAGGUCCGCCGCGUGAAGACCGGUACACAGCUAGCAUCGGUGAAGCAGAAGCUUUCGACCAUCUCUCAUGAGACCUGGGACCGAGUUCAUGGCCAUUGGGAUGUUCUGAUCUCCCGUGAUCAAAUUGGCGCGUUCAACGCACUUGGGCUCAACGCCCGAACUCUACAUGAGGACCUGGGGCAUUCAAUUACCAAAGAAGCCCAUGUAAAGGGAUCCUGGAAGAGGCAAUCGAAUCACACCGGUGGCGACGAUCCGUGGUUUGACAGCUACCAUCCAUAUGACGAUCACGUUGAAUGGUGGCAAGAACUGCAGAAGUCUUUCCCGCAGAACUCAAACUGGACGAGCUCGGGCACGUCCUACGAGGGACGUGACCUCUUCGGAGUUCAUCUGUGGGGUGCCAGCGGCCCAGGAAAGCCUGCCGUCUUAUAUCAUGGUACAGUUCAUGCCAGGGAAUGGAUCGCGGCUCCGGUAAUUGAGUAUAUCGCGAAACAGCUUAUUGACGGAUAUAAGGCCGGCGAUAAUGUGACUCAAGCCUUCUUGAACAAAUAUGAUUUUUAUAUUUUUCCCUUCGUCAAUCCUGAUGGGUUUAUCUACACUCAAACGAACGACCGCCUCUGGCGCAAGAACCGCCAGCCACCGCCAGCCAAAGCUCGUAACCAAACAUGUAUCGGCCGCGAUAUCAACCGCAACUGGGAAACCAAUUGGGAUGCUACUCCUCGUGGAGCCUCACCCAAUGAAUGCUCCCAAACUUAUCGCGGAGAAAAGCCCCGCGAUGCGCCUGAAAAUGCAGGUUUGGAUGACUUCGCCCGCAAACUCCGCGACUCGCAAGGUAUCAAGCUUUUCAUCGACUGGCACAGCUAUAGCCAGCUCAUUCUUAGUCCUUUCGGCCACAAGGAGACACUUUACGCACCGGAGUUGGGCAAGUGGACAAAAGCUGCUGCGUUGGUAAGCGAGGCCAUCCGUGACGGAUCUUCGAAUGCGACGACCUUCACCUUUGGACCAAGUGGAGCAGUAUUAUACCCGACCACAGGUUCAGCUCCGGAUCAUCUAUAUACCAUCGGGCGUGCCGAGUUCUCGUAUACGAUUGAAUUGCCCGAUUUUGGUGACUUUGGGUUUGUGUUGCCGCCAGAGAGGAUUAGGCCUGCAGUUGAGGAACAGUGGAUUGGUCAGCAGGUAUUGUUCAGCUUGUUGGAUGAGGAGUUCUUUGACGAAACGGGCCCGGCGAUCUUUACUAUUUGAGGGCGCAUAAACACCUUGGGGCAAGCGUGCUCAAUGUUCUUAGACUUGCCAGACAACUCAAUAUCUAUCCGGCACUGCGUAUAAUUAUGAUGCUG